AUGGUAAAUAUUUCUUUCCUUUGCAUUCAGGCUCUUCAGUUGCGAAAGAAAAAACGGGAAGAAUGUUUAGCUAAGAAAAGAUCGUUAGGAGGGAUUGGAAAUCCUCCAUUCCUAGUGGCUAUUGUUUCUCUGUCUGUCUCAGGAAGCACUGAGAAUCUUCUUGAAGCUAUCAAAUCCUGUGACAAUGAAGCUUGUGUUACUUAUAGUAAACAAGGCCAUUGUCAUAUCAGCGUGCCACGCUUCAAACACAGAUAUACUUUCUUGAUCCCUCGAUCUGGUGAUGUAUAUGCAAUUUUAGAUGCUUCAAAGGUUGCUGAUACACUGAUACUUCUCCAUUCCAUAGAAGAACCUAUUGAUGAAAGUGGCAAAACUAUCCUUUCAUGCUUGUUUGCUCAAGGUUUACCAUCAACUGUACAUGUUGUUCAGGGGUUGGACUUGUUAUCAGGAAAAAGAAAGUCAGAAGUGAAGAAAGAUAUUCAAAGAAAGAUUGAAAACAGGUUUCCAGAUGAAAAACUUCAUGUAAUAGACAAAUCUCAGGAUGCUUUGCAGCUUCUGCAUUAUAUUGGCAGUCAGAAAAAACGGACUCUAACUGUACGAGACCGCCGACCCCAUCUACUUGCAGAAGACACCAGUUUUGAGAAAAAUAAUUCUCAGAGCUCUGAAGGUACUCUAAAGGUGUCAGGAUAUGUCCGUGGACACCCCCUCAGUGUUAAUGGCCUUAUCCACAUACCAGGAUGGGGGGAUUUUCAAUUAUCAGAAAUUGAUGCUGCAACAGAUCCUCACCCUCUCUAUUUUCAUGGAAGCAAGAAGAGUUCAGCUAUUGGACCAAACAACAAGGGAGAGACAAUUUCUAUGGAUGAAGGAAUAAGGGUUCUUGACAGAGCAAAUCCAUUACUGCAAGAGUCACUAGAAGCUGAGAAUACCCCAGAUCCAAUGGAGGGUGAACAGACAUGGCCAACAGAAGAAGAGAUGGCUCAAGCAGAGGCCAUUCAGGACAAUAAGAAGAAAAAAAAGAAAGUGCCUAAAGGUACAUCAGAAUAUCAGGCUGCAUGGAUUAUAGAUAGUGCAGAAGAAGAGGAAAGUGAUGAAGAAGACAUAACUGAAAUAGAUCCUGAGUUGCAGGCUAUGGAAGAUGAGGACUCUGAGAAUGAAGCUGAUAAUACAUCUAGUGAUGAAGAACUUGAUACGGUAUCAGUGACUGAGGUAGGGGAUACACUUAAGUAUGAUGAGAAAAUAGACAUAGAGGAGGAAAAGAAAACACUUGUUAAGUUCAGAGAAGAAAGAAUGGAGCAGAUGUUUCCUGAUGAAAUUGAUACUCCUUUUGAAGAACCAGCCAGAUACAGGUUUGCAAGGUACCGAGGGUUAAAAAGCUUUCACAGCUCCCCCUGGGAUCCCAAAGAAAAUCUUCCAUCAGAUUAUGCUAGGAUUUUUCAGUUUGAAAAUUUCAACAGAACUAGGAAACGAAUUCUAGUAGAUGAACGGGAAGGAGCUCUGCCUGGCUGGUAUGUCACUAUUCACAUUGCUAAUGUACCCCAAGCUUUUGUUGAUUCUCUCUCCCAAGAGCACCCUUUGGUGGUGUAUGGAUUGUUGCCUCAUGAACAGAAGAUGUCUGUCUUGAAUAUUGUGGUGAAAAAACACUCAUCAUGUACAGAGCCUAUCAAAUCAAAGGAAAGGCUUAUUUUCCAUGUUGGAUACCGCCGGUUUUCAGCUUGUCCAAUCUUUUCUUCACACUCAAAUGGAGACAAACAUAAGUAUGAAAAGUUUCUAAGAAGUGAUGUUGCUGUGGUUGCUAGUAUGUAUGCUCCUAUCAUCUUUCCACCAGCCCCAGUUUUAGUUUUUAAAGAAUACUGUGAUGAGUCACAACAUCUUGUAGCAUUGGGCACAGUCCUUGAUGUAAACCCCGACAGGAUUGUAGCUAAACGAGUGGUUCUCAGUGGCCAUCCUUUCAAAAUUAAUAAAAAGUCAGCAGUAGUUCGAUACAUGUUUUUUAACAGAGAGGACAUCAUGUGGUUUAAACCUGUGGAGCUCCAUAGCAAAUAUGGUCGUCGUGGGCACAUCAAAGAACCUUUAGGUACUCAUGGUCACAUGAAAUGUGUGUUCGAUAGUCAGUUAAAGUCCCAAGACACUGUACUAAUGAAUUUGUACAAGAGGAUAUUUCCAAAGUGGACAUAUGAUGCCCAUGUAUCCACCCCACCAUCUCUUUUUCAGGCCCAUACCAGCAUAGGGAAUGAUGAUGGUGAUAUGGAAGCUGAAUUAUUUGACUGAAAUGCCGAGGCUUAAUAGGACUUUAUAUUAAAUCAACAUUUCAUAAAGUUCAUCUGUGUGCAUUUCUGUGAGAAAUAAAAGAAGUUUGUUCAUGUAUUUAGCUACUUUUUAAGAGUCA
Molecule: messenger RNA, 2383 nt
Organism: Limulus polyphemus (Atlantic horseshoe crab)
Lineage: Eukaryota; Metazoa; Arthropoda; Merostomata; Xiphosura; Limulidae
Gene: Tsr1
Product: pre-rRNA-processing protein TSR1 homolog
Exons: 18
Coding region: 1-2265 (754 amino acids)
Biological process (GO): endonucleolytic cleavage of tricistronic rRNA transcript (SSU-rRNA, 5.8S rRNA, LSU-rRNA); ribosome biogenesis; maturation of SSU-rRNA from tricistronic rRNA transcript (SSU-rRNA, 5.8S rRNA, LSU-rRNA)
Cellular component (GO): nucleus; preribosome, small subunit precursor
Molecular function (GO): GTPase activity; U3 snoRNA binding; GTP binding
Source: RefSeq, a predicted model, not a curated record